AUGUUUUUCUCAGUGAUCACCCAUCCAGAACCUGGCUCAAAGACAAAACCAUUGCCAAUCAAAAUGUUUGAGAGCAGCCUCAGUGGACCACAAGCCAACAUUGCUGCGCUGCUGGUCAAAGAGGAGCUCGUCUGCUUCAAACAGAGAGGUGCAGCCAAGGAUCAAAAAUGUCAGAAUGAUGAGCCUGUCAUGUGGGACCCUCCGCUUUAUGUCAGCUAUGGCACAGAAGGAGUUUCAGAUGGUCCAGACCAGAUGGUCUCUGGAGAUGAGGAACAAUCUGAGUUUCAGCCUCAGCUGCAGGUUCCUGCUGUCUUCAAAAACCUGAAGGUCAGAAUCACACACAUCAACUCGCCAAGCAGCUUCUUCGUGCAACUGACCAAAUACGACUCUCGACUCAAAAGGAUAUGUGAGCUGUUGAAGCAGGAGUAUGCAAAUGCAGAGCCCCAAGACAUAGAGUGGGAAGCAGACAUGUACUGUGCUGCUCACAUCAACGAUGUUUGGGAGAGAGGACAGAUCUGCUCCACUGACACAGUCAGCAAGACGGCACAGGCGAAAGCCUGGAGCGAAGCAUCACUCAGGUUCCAUGUGUCAGUGUCAGCUCCAUUAUCCUGGAGAGACCUGGAAAGUGUAAGGGCAAGACCAGCAGGAGGCCUGUUAACCUGGACGGCCACAGCCUGUGACUUCAUCUGCUACUACCUGAUUGGAGCCUCUGCUGUAAUGACCAUCAAGCUGGAGAACCACACAGAGAUGCAGUACGUCAGCACACUCUCAAUGGAGCAGCGUGGUCGAUCUGCGGCUGCCUCAGGUCUUUCCACCUCAAAGCGUGUGAAGAAGUGUUUCAGCUCCUCUGCUAUCGCAGCGCCACCCUCCGCCAUUACAGUGCUGGAAUUAAAGUGGGUCGGCUCUGGCUGUGCUGUACUGCAACCCACCCCCAGACCUGAAAGCGACAUCACAUUGCCUCAGCAGUACCUUGACCUCUUUAGUCAUCCAGGGUUUCUGGUUAGCCUAUAUCCAGAAACGUUUGUCAACAGUGACAUUGUCAAAACAAAAACUGAUGUUGGUGGCAAGUGGCAUGGAGAUGGAAUGGCCCUGCUGAAAGAGCUGUUGUUGGGCCGCUAUGUUGACAUGGUGGUAAAGAAAGACACUCUGAUGCCUGCUGACGGCUUCUUGGAUGAAUGGGACCUCGAUACUAAGGAUUUGUGGAAUCUCGAGGAGCCGACCCUGGGACCCUUCAUCAAGCCACAGCUUCCCUCAAAGGGAGAGGAGCUCCCGGUCAAGUUGUACCUCUGGCCGUUGGUGGGAUCAUAUAACAUGGAGAUAAAUGGAGAAACUUUAAAUGAAGCUCUCAGCAGAAUCAACAGAGACAUCAGCAGUCUGCCUCGACUCACAAACUUCCCUCCUGGUAAAAUUCCUUCUUUUUUUGGUGGUCCAUGUCUGGCAGAGUACAGUGAUGGGAUCUACUAUCGAGCAAAGCUGAUGAAAUUCACAAGCAUGGAACUGGUCACACUCCUGGUCCAACAUGUUGAUUUUGGAUCUGAUGACACUCUGCCCACCAGCAAGCUCCGCCAGAUGCCAGCUGAGCUGCUUCGCUUUCCAGUUCAGGCGCUCAGAGUCCACCUCAUGGGCUUCAAACCCCCCGCCGUCAGACCGCAGGAGGAUGUGCUGCCCUACAGCCCCAGGUGGAGCAUGAAGGCUGUAAUAGACACAGUCGACCUGCUCCACGGCACAAUCACAGCCUCAGUCGUGGCUCAGGAACCAGAGCUGAAGGUGUUGCUGUACAAAGAUGGCGAGUUGAUCCAUUUGCCUCUGGUGAAGAGCGGCCUGGCUGAACUCGACUGUACCGGAGUUUAGAAAUCCUGUAACUCGGCAAAACU
Molecule: messenger RNA, 1874 nt
Organism: Thalassophryne amazonica
Lineage: Eukaryota; Metazoa; Chordata; Actinopteri; Batrachoidiformes; Batrachoididae
Product: RING finger protein 17-like
Source: RefSeq, a predicted model, not a curated record